GACAUGCCAGAACACAAUCCAGGAGAUAUGGGUGGAACAAUGAGACUGGGGAAGAGAAGGACUGUUUUCAAAACACAAAAUUCUGUUUUAAGUAAACUUUACGGUGAUGAAACGUUUGUAGAGGAGCGACACAGGCAUCGAUAUGAGGUGAACCCAGAAUUGACUCACUGCUUUGAAGAGAAAGGUUUGAAAUUUGUUGGCCACGAUACGGAAGGGAACAGAAUGGAAAUUAUUGAACUGGAGAAUCACCCUUACUUUGUGGGAGUUCAGUUCCACCCAGAGUUCUCCUCAAGACCUAUGAAACCUUCACCUCCAUACCUUGGGCUGUUGCUAGCAGCAACUGGGACACUCAAUGCAUACUUGCAACGUGGAUGCAAAUUGUCUCCAAGUGACAGCUACAGUGACCUCAGCGAUGACAGCUCUCCAGAGAAAGACUUUCCUAAUUCAGAAACAAGCUGAAAUGAUUGUAUGAGGUCACAGAAAUGGAUGAUGCUAUUGAG
This is a messenger RNA of Eurypyga helias (sunbittern), 500 nucleotides long. RefSeq names its product CTP synthase 2-like. The record is from RefSeq and is a predicted model, not a curated record. Gene Ontology annotation, cellular component: cytoophidium; cytoplasm. The coding region runs from base 4 to 459 and encodes 151 amino acids. The transcript is spliced from 5 exons. Lineage: Eukaryota; Metazoa; Chordata; Aves; Eurypygiformes; Eurypygidae. Gene Ontology annotation, molecular function: CTP synthase activity; identical protein binding. Gene Ontology annotation, biological process: pyrimidine nucleobase biosynthetic process; CTP biosynthetic process.